This is a messenger RNA of Pollicipes pollicipes, 2070 nucleotides long. Its product is annotated as unconventional myosin-Va-like. The record is from RefSeq and is a predicted model, not a curated record. NCBI's taxonomy places the organism in Eukaryota, Metazoa, Arthropoda, Thecostraca, Pollicipedomorpha, Pollicipedidae. The transcript is spliced from 8 exons. The coding region runs from base 1 to 1248 and encodes 415 amino acids. Gene Ontology annotation, molecular function: GTPase binding.
AUGCCCGUCAUCCGGCACAAGAGCGUCGACUACGUCGGCAUGUUCGAGUACAAGAAGGAGGACGAGGAGGCCCUCAUCCGCAGUCUCAUCUUCGCCGAUGUUGUCGUGCUGGCGAUGGCUGGUGAAUUCACCCUCGGUCCGCCAGACCUGCGACCGAAGACGGCGGCCGUCCUGCUGCCCGGCCUGCCCGCCUACAUCUUGUUCAUGUGCAUUCGACACACGGACCAUGUCAACGACGACGAGAAGGUGCGCCGCCUGCUGACGGCCGCCAUCAACGGCGUCAAGCGCGUGGUGAAGAAGCGACGCGACGACGCCGACUCGCUCGUCAUGUGGCUGGCCAACGUGUGCCGCCUGCUGCACAACCUCAAACAGCGUUCCAGUCGGAGAACACUGAGAAAGCAGAACGAGCAGUGUCUGAAGAGCUUCGACCUGUCCGAGUACCGCCAGGUGCUCUCCGACGUCGCAAUGUGGAUAUACCAGCUGGUGAUCAAGCUGCUGGAGGAGCGCGUGCAGCCGGUGGUGGUGCCGGCCGUGCUGGAGCACGAGGCCAUCGCCGGCCUGACGGGUCGGCCGGCCGGUAUCCGCGGUCGUGCCGGCUCCUCGUCCCGCCAGCUGGAGAGCCCCGUCAGCAGCGAGCACGCCCUGGACGCCCUGAUGGCCAGCCUGCGCAAGAUCUACCGCACGCUCUGCGAGCUCGGCGUCGACCCGGAGAUCACGGCGCAGGUCUUCAAACAGCUGUUCUACUCGAUAUGCGCGCACUCGCUGAACAACCUGCUGCUGCGCAAGGAGCUGUGCCACUGGACCAAGGGCAUGCAGAUCCGCUACAACCUCUCGCACCUGGAGCAGUGGUGCAGGGACAACCGGCUCCACCAGGACCAGGAGACGGGCGUCAUGGACACGCUGCAGCCCAUCAUUCAGGCGUCGCAGCUGCUGCAGGCGCGCAAAACCGAGGAGGACGUGUCGCGUGUUUGCGACAUGUGCGACAAGCUCACCUCUCCCCAGAUCAUCAAGAUCCUGAACCUGUACACGCCGGACGAAUACGAGGAGCGCGUACCGAUCAGCUUCAUUCGCAAGGUUCAGGACCAUCUGCAGAAGCACCGCGAGCCGGACACGGACAGCUCGGCGCGGCUGCUGAUGGACACCAAGUUCGCCUUCCCCGUGCGGUUCCCGUUCAACCCCUCCAACAUCCGGCUAGAGGACAUCGAGAUCCCGGACAUCCUCAACUUGCCCAUGCUGAAGAAGUUGUGAGCCGCUUACUGCGCCUACUGCGGUGGAGUCGGCUCCGGGACGGCGCCGACCGAGAGAUGGCGCCGUCGGCCCGCCGCCGCCGCCCGGGCGGAGGGCACUGCGCCACGCACGAGCGCGACGGGCGGUCACCACGCCGGCCGGUGCUGACGGACGGCCGCGGCCCGGCUGGCCCGCGCCGAUACGCCUGGGGUGUGUACCGAGGGGAAAUUACGCCGGCCCGGCGGCGGGCGCGCCAAUCGGCUCGGGCAGGCAACUAUUUAUGUCUAUUUAUGUUCUUUGUUAUCGAUAGCUUUAUCAUGGUUUGUUGAUUUUGCGGAGGAUCAGCUUCAGGUCUGUGGCAAUACUGUCGACGGCUGCUCUGCUCGCACGGGUGCUGUGCGAGUCGGCAGUGCGGCGCGUGUCUGGCCGGCGGUGCUCCGCAACGGGCAGCUAAUUCACGGGAUUCCACGACCCCGGCGGGCGUCAGCGAUGUAUGUUUCCCUCGUCUGCAACGGUCGACGAUUCAGUUACGGUCACAAUUGGAGCGCUUUUAUGAUUGGCAUGUGAUUUGACUCGCCGCGUGGCGCGGUCCGCCGCGUCGGCGUCGUCUCGUGCCUCUCCCGGCACGUUCAACGUGACAUUCCUUACGAUGUGAUAGCUGCUCUUUUAGAGAUCCCGCCCUCGUUUCGUGUUGCCCGCGCGGUGUCUACUUAGGCCUGCGUCGUUCAGCUCGGUUGGCGCGCGGACGCCAGCGGUCGGCGCCGUUGUUUUGUAACUGCCGGUCGGUGCCGGGGCCCUCCGCGUUAGCCUGCCGCUAUGUAGUGGAAUAUACAUGUGCUGCGA